Messenger RNA from Closterium sp. Yama58-4, 4221 nucleotides. NCBI's taxonomy places the organism in Eukaryota, Viridiplantae, Streptophyta, Zygnematophyceae, Desmidiales, Closteriaceae. The record is from the annotation of a GenBank genome assembly.
AUGGGGUUCCAGAAGAUUCCGGUCGAUAAUCCCAUCGUGGAGAUGGACGGAGAUGAAAUGGCACGGGUCAUCUGGUCCAUGAUCAAAGACAAGCUCAUUCACCCCUUCUUGGAUCUCAGAAUCAAGUACUUCGACCUGGGCCUGCCUCACCGCGAGGCCACCAACGACCAGGUCACGAUUGAGAGCGCGCAAGCAACGCUCAAGUAUAAUGUUGCUGUCAAGUGUGCGACAAUCACUCCUGACGAAGAGAGGGUGCGGGAGUUCGGUCUCAAGGCCAUGUGGAAGAGCCCCAAUGGCACCAUCCGCAACAUACUGAAUGGCACUGUGUUCCGGGAACCAAUUCUCAUCCGCAACAUUCCCCGCCUCGUGCCCUCAUGGACACACCCCAUAGUAAUAGGCCGGCAUGCCUUUGGGGAUCAGUACCGAGCCACGGAGAUGGCCAUUCCCGGCCCUGGCAGGCUCAAGCUCGUCUAUGAGACCCCUCAAGGCACCAGUCAAGUGCUGGACGUGUAUCAGUUCACAUCGCCCCAAUCUGCUCCUGCUGCUGCUGGCGGUGUGGCUCUUGCCAUGUACAAUACAGAUGAGUCCAUCAGGGCAUUCGCAGAGUCAUCCAUGGCCAUGGCCUACCAGAAGCGGUGGCCGCUGUAUCUCAGCACCAAGAACACCAUCCUCAAGACCUACGACGGCAGGUUCAAGGACAUCUUUCAAAGUGUCUAUGAGAGCAAGUGGAGGAAGAGGUUUGAGGCAGCGGGGGUGUGGUAUGAGCACCGGCUGAUCGAUGACAUGGUGGCAUUUUGUCUCAAGAGCCCGGGGGCGUUUGUGUGGGCGUGCAAGAACUAUGAUGGAGACGUGCAGAGCGACAUGCUGGCACAGGGGUUUGGAUCUCUAGGCCUCAUGACCAGCAUUCUGGUGUGUCCGGAUGGGAAGACAGUGGAAGCGGAGGCAGCACAUGGAACAGUGACACGGCACUACCGCGUGCACCAGAGGGGAGGAGAGACCAGCACCAACAGCAUUGCCUCCAUCUUUGCGUGGUCCAAGGGACUUGCCCACCGCGCCUCUCUAGACGGCAACAGCAGGCUCGCAGCGUUCUGCAAUCAGCUGGAGGCGGCGUGUGUUGAAACGGUGGAGAGCGGUGGAAUGACCCGGGACCUGGCCCUACUGGUGCAUGGAAACAAAGUCUCGCGCACAGACUAUCUCAACACGGAGGAGUUCAUAGAUGCAGUUGCUGCCUGCCUUAGACAACGCCUGUCAGGUGGAGGGGAAGGGUUUGAUGGGCGAAGUCGGAUAGCAACGAAAUCGCGCCUGCUUCUGCUUCCACACACGGUCGAUCAUCGCAAACUCAUGCUCAUCAUUAGUAUCCUCGUCUUCAUCCUCGCUCGUCGUACCUCCCUUCGCGGCGAAAUGGCUCUUGUGGUAUUUCGCGAAAUGGCUUCCCUGACGCUGAUGGCGGCGGUUGCCCUCACGGCCGCCACUCUCCUCGCCGCUCUUCCCGCCGCGAGAGCCGCGAGAGUGGAUUACAGCAAGAGCGGGCUCGACUGGGAGGGCGUGUGCGCGUCAGGCGAGAGCCAGUCGCCAAUCAACAUUGUGAUGGACGAGGCAACGACGGUGAACACACCAGAGAAGUUUGCUCUUCAAUAUGACUCCGCGCCCACCACUGCCACCGUCGUCAACAAGGGCUACACCGUCCAGGUGAUUCCCAACCCAUCUAACACCUACAAGCUGCACAUCGCGAGCGGCACCUACACCUUGAAGCAGGUGCACGUGCACGCCUUCUCAGAGCAUGCCGUCAACGGGCUGUUCGCGCCCGUGGAGGCGCACUUCGUGCACGCCCACACCGACGACCCCUCCAGGCUGGCUGUUGUGGGCGUCAUGCUCCGCCUGCAGCGCGACGACCAUGCCAGCCCUUGGGUCAACACGUGGCUGGGCAGCACCCCCUCAGAGGUGAACGGGACAGCGACAAUUGACAUCCCCAGGAACUUCUGGAGGCAGAUGGUGGAUGUGUCCAUGGGAUUCUGGCGCUACCCCGGCUCGCUCACGACGCCGGGCUGUGAUGAGAUCGUGGAGUGGCAUGUGCUGCGCAAGGCCCAGUUUCUAUCCGUUGCCCAGACUGCUACAUUCAUGAAUCUGAUCGCCAGCAUGAACAAGGAGCGCACCAACAACCGCAUGCCCGAGCCGCUGAAUGGUCGGGAGGCCCACAUGGAUCGCAGACCAAUUCUAGCCGUUCUAUUACUCGCGCUAACAUCCAGCGUACACGCAUGGAACUACGUCAAGAGCGGCCAAGAUUGGACGGGUGCUUGUCAAACGUCCCGCGCGCAAUCGCCGAUUAACAUCGAGCCGUCGAUGGCGAUAAAGGGCAAGGACAAUCGCUUCCUCAACAUCAGCUACGCCCUCAGCAAAUCGCUCACCGUCUCCAACUUCGGCUUCACAGGAGGGGUGCAACCGCAAGCUGGCACCGAUAAUUUCAUGUACACGUCCACGGGCAAGUUCCGUCUGCUCGGCAUUCUGCUGCGCGCCACGUCGGAACACACCAUUCUCGGCGCGCCCGCGCCGCUCGAGGCGCACUUCGUGCACGAGCACGUUGAAAAUCCCGCGAAGGGCGCCAUCAUCUCCGUGAUGAUUGUGAUUCAAAAGAACAACGUCCGAAACCCGUGGCUCGACAAGUGGCUGCCAUAUGUUCCCAAGACCGUGAACACGUCGGUUUCCGUGCCCGCAACGACAAACUUCAAGGAGGCACUGAACGUGAAGUACGGCUUCUGGUACUACCACGGCUCGACCACUUACCCGCCGUGCGCGCCCAACAUCGAGUGGUUCAUCCUCAAGCGCGGCCUCUACGGCUCUGUCGAGCAGGUCGAGAGUUACAUGAACCUGCUCGCCGCAUCCAGCGGUCAGCGCACCAACAACCGUCUCCCCAGGCCAAUCAACGGUCGUAGGAUCAUCUCUGGCAACAUGCAAGAGCUCCACGCUCAAGCCCCGAGGCACUCGGACAAGGCAGAGCAGAAAGAACGGCGUGAGUCCAAAUCGCCACCACAGGAGUCGACGCUGUCGCGAGAUGCAGCGGCUCUGAGGAGCAGCAAGGCUCCCACCCCUUCCGCAGGCACUCCCCUUCCACGCGCCACCUCAGCUCCUGUGUCUGCCUCUUCCACGCAUUCUUCUAAGGAGAAACCAGUUGUUGCAAAGCCGGGCAGCAAGAGCCUGGCAGAGCUUGUGAGGGAUACGGAUCUGGAGCCUGAUGAGGAGGUUUCUAGGUAUGGCGAGAUGAAGGGGUAUGUUGAGGCUAUGGCGAAGGCUCGCUCUCCUGGGAAGGGUGCUGCUGAGGGUGGGAAGGAGGGAAAAGGGAGCAGCAGCGGUGAUGUUUUGAAGACGGAGGGGAUGCACGCCAUUCCAGAUGAGGAGGUCAAGGAAAUCUUUGGCGGAGAGAAGAAGCGGGAGGAGCCUCGCGAGGGCGAGUACGGAUACGGAUCUCGCGGAACAGCUCCAGGGGAGCCAGAAUACGGUGGCCACGGACAGCAGCGUCGCCACGGGCACGAGUACGAGAGGGAGACGCCCGGAUACGGCGGCGGUUCUACCGAACGCUCGGGAUACUCCGGUGUGACGGGUCGCGAGAGAGGCACGGAGUAUGGCGGCACGGGCUCGACUGGUGGUGAAACUGGCUAUGGAACGUUCUCCGGUGCUGAAGGCGGCGGUUUAGGCGGACGUCAUCAUCAUGGCACUCGCGAAGAGACGACUGGCUAUGGUGGAACGACGGGAUACGGAGAGACGACUGGGGAAGGUACAACUGGAUAUGGCGGCACGACUGGGGGAGGUACAACUGGAUAUGGCGGCACGACUGGGGGAGGUACAACUGGAUAUGGUGGCUCCACUGGUGGAGGCACAACUGGGUACGGAGAACGUCAUGGGGAGCGCGGAUACGGGGAGCGCGGAUACGGGGAGCGCGGAUACGGGGAGCGCGAACACGGGGAGCGCGGAUACGGGGGACACGAGGAGCGUCCUGGAGGUCGUGGAUAUGGUGAAGAACGAGAGACCGAGGAAGAGGAACAACAGAAGAUGCGCAAGGAGUACGAGGGGCACAAGCGCGGAGAGCGCAUCGGCGAAGCGAUUGCUGCUGGUGCUGCAGCAUACGCAGGUCACGAACGCCACGAGGGGAAGGAGGACGAAAGGGAUAUCAAGGAGAGGCAGAGGGAGGCGGAGGGAGGCCACAAGAAACAUGGCUGGUUUGGCUAG